Molecule: messenger RNA, 2649 nt
Organism: Naumovozyma dairenensis CBS 421
Lineage: Eukaryota; Fungi; Ascomycota; Saccharomycetes; Saccharomycetales; Saccharomycetaceae
Gene: MNL2
Product: putative mannosidase MNL2
Exons: 1
Coding region: 1-2649 (882 amino acids)
Biological process (GO): N-glycan processing; carbohydrate metabolic process
Cellular component (GO): Golgi membrane; endoplasmic reticulum
Molecular function (GO): calcium ion binding; mannosyl-oligosaccharide 1,2-alpha-mannosidase activity
Source: RefSeq, a predicted model, not a curated record
AUGGCACUCGUGAAACUUCUACAAUCAGUUUUUAGAAAAGUACAGUCGGUACUUCUUCUAUGUGUCACUGUUUCAUUGUUAUUUUAUUAUACUUUUGAAAAUGAAAUUGAUAUCCUCAAUUCUUAUGCAGAAAAUGAAUAUUUACCUUCGAUAAAGAAGGAAAUUUAUGAUCAGAUGACAUUAAAUGAUGAGUCUACCAAAAGUCCAAAUAGAAAGCCUCUGAUAGCAGCUGAUGACGAUGUACACCUUGAUCAUCAUCAAGUAGGUUUCCAAGAUGUGGAUCCACAACCUUUAGACCAUCAAAUAAAAAAUGGACAGAAAUCAAAGAAUUCACAUCUUAAUGAAGAUUUGUCUGAUCCAUUAAUACUUAAAGAGAAAAACAAAUACUUCCCAUUAUUAAUAUCAGAACCAAGGCAUGAUCCAUCAUUGGUGUUUGUACCCGAAGAAGAUCGUCCUGAUUCUUUAAUGACUUCAUUAUUGACAUACAAAGAAAAAUAUCCUGUACUAUUGGAAAUUUCACUACCUUUACAUUUCCAACAAUCAUCAAAGAUACGAGCACAAGAUGCUCCAGACGAUGAUACAAAUAAUGAUGACAAUACUAAGAAAAACAUUGUCCAGGCGACAAAAUUUGAAGAUGGUGGAGCUACACAAAGUAAUAUCAGAUCAGAUGUGAAAAAUGUCUUUAUCAAGACAUGGAAACAAAAUGAUUUAAUUAAGCUUGCUAAAAGGGAGAAAAAUAAAAGGUGGCCCAUAGAUUUAAUUGAUUCAUUAGAUACUUUAUACAUAAUGGACCAAAAAGACCUUUUCCAAGAAGCUCUCGAUAUUAUUUCUGAAACUGAUUUUAGAAUCCCGCCAAAAGCUGUUGAUAUAGUAAAUAUUGCUGACUUAUCGACGAGAGGUGUUGGUGGAUUAUUAUCUGCAUAUGAAUUAUCACAAAAUCAAGUCUUAUUAGCGAAGGCUAAGCAAAUGGCAGAUUUCAUAUUGAGAGCAUUUGAUACUCCUAAUAGAUUACCUGUAUUGAAAUAUUCUUGGAAGUCACCAUUUAAUAAUAGAUUCCCAUACAAAAAUUCAACAUUGGAUGAUAUUACUAAAAUGUCAUUGGAAUUGACACGAUUAUCUCAAUUGACAUCAGAAGAUAACUACUUCGAUGCAGUUCAUAGAGUUUACACGAUUUUAACAAAUUCAUUCAAUGAUUUUUCAAUGGAUUAUAUGUUUCCUAAAUUUGUUGACGCAUCUGGUUGUCAAAUUUUGACUUCAAAGGAAAUUUCCAGUGGGAAACAUCAAAAGAAUUCUCAAAUUAUGAGAAGUAUUGAUGAAAAUUUGAGGUUUGUUCAUUGUUAUCAAUCGAAAAAAGUAUUACCCGUUCAUUCGAAUGACAAUAAUGGUAAAGGUAAUCAUCCAGAUUUAAUUACGAUAAAUAGAUCGCUCUUCGAUACGUUAAUUAAGCUAUACCAACAAUUAAACUAUCAUGAUAUUUUAAAUUUAUACGAAGAAGAUAUCGGGAUUAGUUCAGUUGAAUCCCAUGAAGAAUCACCUCAAAAGGAAGUGAAAAGUGUAUACAAACGAGAAGCCGCCGCUGUGAUUACGGCAACUGAUUCCAAAAUGGAGGAUACAUUACCAAGUGGUCCUACUUCUAAAACUAUACUAAAAGAAUUCUUCAAUACAGUAACUAGAUUCUUUAUUUUCCAUCCAAUAAUACCUAAUUUAAAUCUCUCAUUGAUUACAUCCGUAUUUGUUAAGGAUAAAUAUGUCCCAACUACAAAUGAAUUAGAAGUGGAACUGUUAAGAACAUUUAAUGUAGAUAUAUCAUCAUGUUCACUAGGGUCUACAUUAGCAUUAAAUUCCAAAAUAUCUGCAAGUUCACCAAAGGAAAUGAAUGAUCAAUUAAAUAUGGCAAGAAACUUAACUAAGAGUUGCUUCCAAUUAAAUAAAUUUUUCCAAGGUAAAAUGCCCAUUUCAUUAUCUUUGGAUCCCUGUCUAGAUAAAUUUGGUAAAGAACAAUAUUGUCAAUACAAUGAACAGGAUAAAAUUAAUAAUAUAAUGAAUGGUCUAUAUAAAGGUGAUGAUGGGAAAUUUCUACAUAAAAGUGGUUCCCAAAAUGAUCUAACUAUCAAAAUUUCUGAUAAUAAAGUUCAUUCCAAUAAUAAUAUUGAUGAUGAGAAUGGAGGAAGUUUUACUAAACCAAAAAAUAUUUUAAUUUUAAGUACUAAUGAAAAAUAUAGAGGUGUCACAUCGAUACUCCCUGAAAGCAUAAAUAAUGAAUCCAAGAAAUGGACUGACCAUCCUGAUUGGCCACUUUGGAUUAAUGAUAUGGGUCCUAAACAAGUACUAAACCCUGAUUUAAUCGAAUCGAUAUUUUAUAUGUAUAGAAUUACAGGUGAUGCUGAAUGGAGAGAAAUGGGUCAUGACUUAUUUGAAACCGUUUUGAAAGUCUUGAAAGAAACUAAUGUAGGCGCUAAGGGCUUAUGGCAUAUAAGUGAAUUGAAGGGAGAUGAUAGUGAUGAACCGACGGUACCCAAUCAUUGGAUUUCGAAAACAUUAAAAUAUUUUCAUUUGCUAUUUGGAAGUGCUGACAAAUAUUCUUUAGAUGAUUAUGUGUUUUCAGAAAGCGGGCAUUUACUGAAAAGAGAAUUACCAUCUACAGCUUAA